AUGGCCAAGAGCACCUCGCUGCGCUGCCGGGUGCUGGAGGGGAAGGAUCUGCCCGCCAAGGACGUCUCCGGCUCCAGCGAUCCCUACUGCGUGGUCAAGGUGGACAACGAGGUGGUGGCCAGGACGGCCACGGUGUGGAAGAGCCUGAACCCUUUUUGGGGCGAGGAGUACACCCUGCGCCUGCCCCGCGGCUUCCGCAGCCUCGCCAUCUACGUGCUGGACGAAGACACCAUCGGGCACGACGAUGUGAUCGGCAAGGUCUCGCUCAGCCACCAACAGAUCUCGGCUCAGCCGCGGGGCAUCGACAGCUGGCUCAGCCUGGCACCCGUGGACCCCGACGAGGAGGUGCAGGGCGAGAUCCACCUGGAGGUGCAGGUGCCCGAGCAGGGCCACCCGCGGGUGCUGCGCUGCCACCUCAUCGGGGCCAGGGACCUGGCCCCCCGGGACCCCUCGGGUACCUCGGACCCCUUCGCCCGGGUGUCGUGCUGCGGGCACACGCAGGAGACGGCCGUGAUUAAGAAAACCCGUUUCCCGCGCUGGGACGAGGUGCUGGAGUUCGAGCUGGCGGAGGGCGAGCUGGGGGACGCCGUGCUGAGCGUGGAGGUGUGGGACUGGGACAUCGUGGGCAAGAACGACUUCCUGGGACGGGUCGAGCUCCCCGUGGGCGCCCCGGGUGCCACCAAGGGCUGGUUCCAGCUCCUGCCCUUCGCCAGCAGCGCCGAGGAGCCGGGGGGGCGGCUGGGGUCCCUGCGGCUGGCGGUGCGGCUGGUGGAGGACCAGGUGCUGCCCCCCCACUGCUACCAGCCCCUCAUCCAGCUCCUCGCCGAGCCCAUCCGCUGCCCGGGCCAGCCCCCAGCCGGCACGGCCCUGGCCGUCCUGGAGGAGGCGACCUCGGGGGAGAGCCGCCAGGACGUGGCCACCAAGCUGGUGAAGAUCUUCCUGGCGCAGGGGCUGGCCGUGCCCUUCCUGGACUACCUCAUCGCCCGCGAGCUGGCCAGGACCAAGGACCCCAACACCCUGUUCCGCUCCAACUCGCUGGCCUCCAAGUCCGUGGAGAUGUUCAUGAAGGUGGUGGGGCUGCCCUACCUGCACGAGGUCCUGAAGCCCGUGGUGAACCGCAUCUUCGAGGAGAAGAAGUACGUGGAGCUGGACCCCUGCAAGAUGGAGCUGAGCCGCGGCAGGAGGAUUUCCUUCAAGGGGUCCCUGUCGGAGGCGCAGGUGCGGGAGAGCAGCCUGGGGCUGCUGCAGGGCUACCUGGGGGACAUGGUCGAUGCCAUCGUGGGCUCAGUGGAGAAGUGUCCCCCGCUCAUGAGGGCGGCCUUCAAGCAGCUCCGCAGGCGGGUGGAGGAGCAGUUCCCCUCGGCGCAGCACGAGGAGGUGCGCUACUUCUCCAUCAGCGGCUUCCUCUUCCUCCGCUUCUUCGCCCCCGCCGUCCUCACCCCCAAGCUCUUCGGCCUGCGGGAGCAGCACGCCGACCCGCGCACCGGCCGCACGCUCCUGCUGCUCGCCAAGGCGCUGCAGAGCAUCGGCAACCUGGGGCUGCAGCUGGGCAAGGAGCCCUGGAUGGCCCCGCUGCACGCCGUGCUGCUGCCCAGCGUCACCCGCGUCAAAGCCUUCCUGGACAGCCUCGUGGAGGUGGACAGCACCCAGGCGGGCGAGGAGCCGGUGCCGGCGGCACCUUUUGGUCCCUCGGCCACCAUCAAGGAGGGCUACCUGCACGUGCGUGAGGCCGAGGAGCCCUCGCUGCUGCCCCGCUUCGCCUUCAAGAAGAGGUACUUCUGGCUCAGCACCGAGGCUCUGUCCUACUCCAAGUCCCCCGAGUGGCAGGCGCGCUGCCGCAUCCCCGUGCCGCAGAUGCGGGCGGUGGAGCGCGUGGACGAGGGCACCUUCCCGCAGCCCCACGUCAUGCAGGUCGUGGCGCAGGACGGCGCUGGGCAGCUCCGCACCACCUACAUCCAGUGCAAGGGUGCGCAGGAGCUGUGGCAGUGGCUGUGGGCGCUGCGGCGGGCCAGCAGCACCAACCAGGCCAUGCUGCCCACCUGCCACCCCGGCGCCUUCCGCGCCACCCGCUGGUCCUGCUGCCUGCAGCCUGCCCGUGCCGCACCCGGCUGCAGCCGGACCCACGGUGCCGUGGCCCUGGGCGAGUGGAGCGACCCCCUGGACCCCGCGGCGGCGGCGCAGAGCCUCUACGGGCACCUCCGGGCAGCGGGGGCACGGCUGCGGGAGGCGGCAGAGGGGGGGCCCGAGGGCGGCGCGGCGACGGAGCCCCCGCAGGAGGGGCAGGGAGGUGGAGCCGUCUGGGGGCGGCUGCAGGAGGUGCUGCGGGACCUGGACGUCGCCCACGAAGACUUCGCCCGCCGCCACGGCGUCCCGAGGCCGCCCACGGACACGGACACGGACACGGACACGGACACGGCCCCGCCGCCCGCCACUUGA
Cygnus atratus (black swan) is the source of this 2436-nucleotide messenger RNA. It is a transcript of the gene RASAL1, whose product is annotated as RAS protein activator like 1. Gene Ontology annotation, molecular function: GTPase activator activity. Bases 1 to 2436 code for a protein of 811 amino acids. NCBI's taxonomy places the organism in Eukaryota, Metazoa, Chordata, Aves, Anseriformes, Anatidae. Gene Ontology annotation, biological process: cellular response to calcium ion; regulation of GTPase activity; negative regulation of Ras protein signal transduction. The transcript has 21 exons. The record is from RefSeq and is a predicted model, not a curated record.